GUAAAAACUUCAAGUUCCAAUAUUUAUUUUAAAACUUAUUUUGUUGAAUAAGUUAUUCUUACAAACUUACUCUAGACAAUUGUAAAAAUCAUAUUUCAUAAUGCCUAAAAUUAAAGCUGAGAAAAAAUCAAGAAUUCACAAUGAAGUUGCUAAGCAAGGAAUUCAAUUUAACAAAGAUUUUGGGCAGCAUAUAUUAAAGAACCCUCUUAUUAUUACUUCUAUGUUGGACAAAGCAGGUCUGAGACCCACAGAUGUUGCACUUGAAAUUGGUCCAGGUACUGGUAAUAUGACAAUGAAAAUGCUUGAUCGAGUCAAAAAAGUAGUUGCCUGUGAAAUUGAUACAAGGUUGGUUGCAGAACUUCAAAAGCGUGUUCAAGGUACACCAUAUCAAGCCAAACUACAGAUUCUAGUUGGUGAUGUCUUAAAAACAGAAUUACCAUUUUUUGACAUAUGUGUUGCAAAUAUACCUUAUCAAAUAAGUUCACCAUUAGUGUUUAAACUGCUCCUUCACAGACCAUUCUUUCGAUGUGCAGUUUUAAUGUUUCAACAAGAAUUUGCACAGAGAUUAGUUGCAAAACCUGGUGAUAAAUUGUAUUGCAGGUUGUCAAUCAACACCCAACUCUUGGCCAGGGUUGAUAUGUUAAUGAAGGUGGGUAAAAAUAACUUCAGGCCACCACCAAAAGUUGAAUCAAGUGUAGUUAGAAUAGAACCAAGAAAUCCACCUCCACCAAUAAACUUUGUAGAAUGGGAUGGUCUGACAAGGAUAGCAUUUGUUCGAAAAAACAAAACUUUGGCAGCUGCAUUCAAACACAAUACAACAAUGGCUGUACUUGAUAAAAAUUAUAGAGUACAUUGUUCUUUACACAACAAGGAAAUACCAGAAGAUUUUGAUAUGAAAGAAAAAGUGCAAAACAUAUUAACAGCAGCUGAGGCUGAUCAAAUGCGAGCAAGGACAAUGGAUGUAGAUGAUUUCAUGAAAUUGUUACAUGCUUUUAAUUCAGAAGGAAUACACUUUGCUUAAUAA
Molecule: messenger RNA, 1024 nt
Organism: Vanessa tameamea
Lineage: Eukaryota; Metazoa; Arthropoda; Insecta; Lepidoptera; Nymphalidae
Product: probable dimethyladenosine transferase
Exons: 5
Coding region: 101-1021 (306 amino acids)
Biological process (GO): rRNA methylation
Cellular component (GO): nucleolus
Molecular function (GO): rRNA (adenine-N6,N6-)-dimethyltransferase activity
Source: RefSeq, a predicted model, not a curated record